Molossus molossus (Pallas's mastiff bat) is the source of this 2582-nucleotide messenger RNA. It is a transcript of the gene OLFML2B, whose product is annotated as olfactomedin like 2B. The record is from RefSeq and is a predicted model, not a curated record. Bases 121 to 2358 code for a protein of 745 amino acids. The transcript is spliced from 8 exons. Gene Ontology annotation, biological process: signal transduction. Lineage: Eukaryota; Metazoa; Chordata; Mammalia; Chiroptera; Molossidae.
CCAGCUGGAGCAGGCGCUCUGAGCCGCCCCCCUCGGACUCCGCCGAAAUACCCUCUCGCCUCAGUCACUGCCGGACCGACCGACCCCAGACGUCCCCCGGGGGCCCCCUGUCGCGCCCUCAUGGCCAAGCCUGUGCUGUUGGUUCUCUGCCUGGCUCUGGGUGUGGCUCCCGGCUGCGUGGUCAGCGGUCCCCCCGCAGGCACCAGCGAGCCCCCGAGCGCACAGACCGCGGCGCCCCCCGAGCCCGAGACCCUGCAGAAUGAGGCGGACAACCAGGAGAACAUCUUGUCUCAGCUGCUGGGGGACUACGACAAGGUCAAGGCCGUGUCCGAGGGCUCCGACUGCCAGUGCAAGUGUGUGGUGCGGCCUCUGGGCCAAGACGCCUGCCAGCGGGUCAACGCGGGGACCCCCAGGAAGGAGGACUUCUACACCGUGGAGACCAUCACCUCCGGCUCCCCCUGCAAGUGUGCCUGCGUCGCGCCGCCCUCCGCCCUCAACCCCUGCGAGGGCGACUUCCGGCUCCAGAAGCUCCGGGAGGCCGACAGCAGGGACUUGAAGCUGGCCACCAUCAUCGACAUGCUGGAGGGGGCUUUCUACGGCCUGGACCUCCUGAAGCUACACUCGGUCACCACCAAGCUGCUGGGGCGCGUGGACAGGCUGGAGGAGGAAGUUUCCAAAAACCUCACCAAGGAAAACGAGCAAAUCAAGGAGGACGUGGCAGGGAUUCGAGCCGAGAUGAACAAGCAGCACAAAGAGAACUGCUCUCGGAACCCCGAGUGCAGCCUGCCCGACGUGAGCGCCACCCUGCAGAGGGACGCAGCGGCCGCCUACGCCCACCCCGAGCAGUACGAAGAGAGGUUCCUGCAGGAAGAGACCGUGUCCCAGCACGUCAACUCCAUCGAGCUCCUGCACACGCGGCCGCUGGCUCCGCCGGAGCUGGCGCGGCCCCUCCAGAGGCAGGUGCGGCUGCGGGGCCGGCCCGCCUCCAAGCCCACCGUCAUCCGGGGCGUCACCUACUACAAAGCCAAGGACCCCGAGGAGGAGAACGACAUAGAAGAGCAGCAAGACGAGUUUUUUAGCGGCGACAACGGUGUGGACUUGCUCAUUGAGGACCAGCUGCUGAGACACGAGGACCUGCUGACAGCUGCACCCCGCAGGCCGGCAGCCCCCCGUCACGCUGCUGCUGUGACCCCAGCCUUGUCUUCCGCAAGGCCCCCGGCCUCCACCUUGGCGCCCCGAGUCCCGGGCCCUACUGUCUCGGCCUCGGCGGAACCCACGUCCACACCCCUGCCGGCCACGCCCGUGUCUCCAGACGCCCCAGGGGAGGCAGUCCUCACGCCGUCCAGUCGGGCACCGGCCACCACCGUGGCCCACACGGCCACCCAGCCCCCUCCGGCCCCAGCUUCUCUGCCCGUAGCUCCUGGGGACACAUUUCUGGAGACCACACAAGUGGCCCCGGUGCCUCCCACCGUGGUCGGGACAGACUCCCCGGGGCGGGACGCCAUCGCUGGGCAGGGCACAGCCCCUGCCAGCCCCACCCUGCACCCCGAAGGGGAAGAUGACAUCCGGAAUGUCAUAGGAAGGUGCAAGGACACCCUGUCCACAAUCACGGGGCCCACCACCCAGAACACCUACGGGCGGAACGAAGGGGCCUGGAUGAAGGACCCCCUGGCCAACGAUGAGCGGAUCUACGUGACCAACUACUACUACGGCAACACCCUGGUGGAGUUCCGGAACCUGGAGAACUUCAAGCAGGGCCGCUGGAGCAACUCCUACAAGCUGCCCUACAGCUGGGUGGGCACAGGCCACGUGGUGUACGGCGGCGCCUUCUACUACAGCCGCGCCUUCACCCGCAACCUCAUCAAGUACGACCUGCGCCGCCGCUUCGUGGCCGCCUGGGCCAUGCUGCACGACGCGGCCUACGAGGAGGCCACGCCCUGGAGCUGGCAGGGCCGCUCCGACGUGGACUUCGCCGUGGACGAGAACGGGCUGUGGCUCAUCUACCCGGCCCUGGACGACGAGGGCUUCGGCCAGGAGGUGAUCGUGCUGAGCAAGCUCAACGCCGCGGACCUGAGCACGCAGAAGGAGACCACGUGGCGCACCGGGCUGCGCCGGGACCUGUACGGCAACGGCUUCGUCAUCUGCGGCGUGCUGUACGCCGUGGACAGCCACAACCAGCGCAACGCCAACAUCUCCUACGCCUUCGACACGCACACCAACACGCAGAUCGUGCCGCGGCUGCUGUUCGAGAACGAGUAUUCCUACAGCACCCAGAUAGACUACAACCCCAAGGACCGGCUGCUCUACGCCUGGGACAACGGCCACCAGGUCACCUACCGCGUCAUCUUCGCCUACUGACCCCGGCCGGCCGGCGUGCCAGGGCCACGCACCUUGUGUGUGCAUGUGAGUGCGUGUCCGUGUGUGUGCGUGUCCGUGUGUGUGUGUGUGCAGACCGGUAAGUGCUGUUUGGAAAUCUAUAUUAUUUUGUACAAUGUGAAGCGACGACUUGGGUCUAUUUUCUGUGUGGGUUGUAGAUCGAUCCACGCCUGAGUGUGCUGGCCUCAUCCUCCACAGUCUAUAUU